AGUUUUGAGAAAAAUAUCAAUAGAAUCUCCUCAUAUUUGGAUCAAUUAUUAUCUAACAAUUGAUAAUUUGAUGGCAGGUCUCAUUGGAAUGGCACUGUCAUAUGGACUUUCUUUAAAUGUUUUCCUUGUUGCUUCUAUCCAAUUUCAAUGCUUGCUAGAAAAUAUGGUUAUAUCUGUAGAAAGACUAGAGCAAUACAUGCACAUCCCCUGUGAAGCUCCAGAAGUAAUUGAUGAUAAAAGACCUGCAGAGGAUUGGCCUUCUGUUGGCAAAGUGGAGAUCUACAAUUUGAAGGUAAGAUACCGCCCCAGUUCUCCACUGGUGCUCCAGGGAAUAAGCUGCAAAAUUGAAGGAGGGAGCAAGGUUGGAAUAGUUGGCCGAACUGGUAGUGGGAAGACAACUUUGAUCAGUGCAAUGUUCCGACUGGUAGAGCCUACACAUGGAAAGAUCGUCAUUGAUGGUCUGAACAUCUCAGAAAUCGGGCUUCAUGACCUAAGAUCACGCUUGGGGGUCAUCCCACAAGAUCCUACACUCUUUGAUGGCUCUGUAAGAUACAAUCUAGACCCCUUAUCCCAGCACAAUGAUAAUGACAUAUGGGAGGUUCUGGAGAAAUGUCAGCUGAGGGAGGCUGUUGAAGAGAAAGAAGAAGGCCUUGACUCCUUAGUGGUACAGGAUGGAUCAAACUGGAGCAUGGGGCAGCGGCAAUUGUUCUGCCUGGGACGAGCAUUGCUGAAGAGGAGCCGAAUUCUGGUUCUUGAUGAGGCCACCGCCUCCAUAGACAAUGCCACUGAUUCUAUCCUCCAGAAAACAAUAAGAACAGAAUUUGCAAAGUGUACGGUGAUUACUGUUGCUCAUAGAAUACCAACUGUGAUGGACUGCACCAUGGUGCUUGGUAUUAGUGAUGGGAUGGUUAUGGAAUAUGAUGAGCCAUUUAAACUGAUGAAAAAGGAGGGAUCUUUAUUUGGGCAGCUUGUGAAGGAGUACUGGUCCAGAUGUGCAAACCCUGCAGAAAUUGAUGAUCAAGAACUCCAAUUUUAAGUGCUCCUUAAGCUACUAGUACAUCAAUUAGUAGUACUUGGUAAUUGAAAGAGUGCUAUUAGUAGUAAUUGGUAAUUAAAGGAGGGCUAUUAGUAGUACUUGGUCAUUAAAGAAGGUGGCUUUGUCCCGAUACUCAUAAAUUCUAGGAGUAUUAAAUUUUAUCAUGGGAA
Rubroshorea leprosula is the source of this 1206-nucleotide messenger RNA. NCBI's taxonomy places the organism in Eukaryota, Viridiplantae, Streptophyta, Magnoliopsida, Malvales, Dipterocarpaceae. The record is from the annotation of a GenBank genome assembly.